This is a messenger RNA of Stylonychia lemnae, 1047 nucleotides long. Lineage: Eukaryota; Ciliophora; Spirotrichea; Sporadotrichida; Oxytrichidae. The record is from the annotation of a GenBank genome assembly.
AUGAAUUCAGCAGAAGGUGGUGGUGUAGAUUAGACUCUAAUACAAGAAAUAAAAAAACUCGAAGAAGCAGCCAGAUAAUUUUAACUGGAGAGUAAAUAUGUUGAGGCUAUUGGAAUACUAGAGGAGUUGCUUAAGAUUAAGAAAAUGAACUUUGGGACAAAUAGCAAACAGUUCACUAGAACAUGCAAACAACUUUGUGAAAUAUGCAAUAUAUUGGCAGUAUAUUACUUGAAAAAAGAAGAUGUUAACAGUGCGUUAGAUUUGCUUAAAAAAUCAGAGGAGUUAUGUGAAAAUAAUGAGUUAGGCCAGGCAAUGACAUUCAACAAUAUGGCUUGCUACUAUAGAAGAAUUGGAAAGAUGAGAACUGCUUUGAACUUUUUGCAAAAAGCACUUUCAAUUGAAUCAAGAUUGCAAAGACCAGAAAUCCAAGCUGAUACUCAUUUGAACAUUUGUGCAGUCCUCUCUCAACUCAACAAGCAUGAACUAGCACUCAAUCAUGCAAUGUCUGCUGUGAUUCUGCUACAAGAAAUUAUGCUGAGAAAGAGAUUAGACCCAGCUUCUAAUUCAGAUGAGGAAGAAGAAUACUAGACUACUGCUCUUGGUGAUGCUAAUUAAAAAGACAGAACUGCUGUACUUGCCAUUGCUUAUCAUAACAUGGGUGUUGAGCAGGAAUUUCUGAGAUCAUACCCAGCUGCUAUAUUGAGCUACAAGAAGGCAGUGAACUUUGCUGAGAAGCAUCUUGGAUUUGAAGAUGGUAUCACAUAGAAUCUGAGAAAUGUUUAUGAAAAUGCUAAAAAUGAGCUGGAUGUUGCAGUGUUUAAGAAAUCAAAAAAAGCUGGAGCUACUGCUGGAGGUAAAGGUGUCCAAGCGAGUAAAUACUAUCAAGGUACUAAGCCUAAGAAAGGAGCAUCUUCUAAGCAACCAGCUGAAAUGUAUGAUAAUAUGAUGACACCUAGAAAUGAAAUGGAGAGGGUAGAUGAGGCUGAAGAGGAAAUGCAUGGAUUGGAUGAUAAAUUAGAGGAAUAAAAGGAAUAAACCCUCGAUUGA